Molecule: messenger RNA, 5715 nt
Organism: Podarcis muralis (Common wall lizard)
Lineage: Eukaryota; Metazoa; Chordata; Lepidosauria; Squamata; Lacertidae
Gene: ZNF800
Product: zinc finger protein 800
Source: RefSeq, a predicted model, not a curated record
GGUCGCGUCGCGGGGCCGCUUGGGCGGGACAGGCGACGGCGAGUUCGCGUCGGGGCGCGGCGACAACAGCGCGCUGCCCUUCCCCGCCGGGCCCCGCAUCGUCGGCGGCGGCAGGGUCCCCCCGCGGAGCCUCCUCUCCGGGCGCCCUGCUCGCUGUCACCUGCUGCCUGCGCCUCCUCGGAGCAGCCCAGGGGCUCCUUCUUCCUUCCUCCCUCUCCGCCUCCCGCGCGCGUCCCGCCGGCCGGUGGCGGGCAGGCGAAGAGGGGCUUCGCUCACGCCCAGCCGCUGCCCGCCCGGCAGGCACCCCACGCGCCUCGCUCGGGCCGGGCUGGCGUCUCCCGCAGGAGCCUUUCCCCAGAAACGAGCUACUAGAUGUAGAAGGAAAGUAGGGCGUUGAUGUAGAAAAUGCCUCUAAGGGACAAGUGUUGUCAGACUGACCACCAUCACCAUGGCUGCUGUGAACCAGUGCAUAUACUGGAACCUGGAGAUCAUCCUUUAUUGCAGCAGCCUCUUCAGACAUCAAAAUCCGGCAUUCAGCAAAUUAUUGAAUGUUUUCGAUCAGGAACUAAGCAACUUAAACAUAUUUUGCUGAAAGAUGUGGACACCAUCUUCGAAUGUAAAUUGUGCCGCAGCCUCUUCAGAGGAUUACCGAAUUUAAUAACCCACAAGAAGUUCUACUGUCCUCCAAGUCUCCGGAUGGAUGACAACUCUCCUGAUGUAAAUGAUAAGCAGAGCCAAGCCAUAAGCGAUCUCCUGGAAGCUAUGUAUCCUAGAGUGGACAAGCAAGACUAUAUAAUCCGUUUGGAACCUAUAGAGACAAACCGGAAUGCUGUCUUUCAAUAUGUUUCGAAGGCGGAUAGCACAGUUGAGAACAUUGAGAUGAACGUCACCACCGAACCAGCUCCUGUAGCAGAAACGCCAGAACCUACCGCAGAACCUCCUAAAGCGGUUCCUAGUCCCUCACAGGAAGAAACGGCGGAGAUUCCUGUGGCUGCUGCUGCUAGCAAGGUAAUAUUGACUCCAGAAGAACCGUCUCUGUCCUCGAAGUCUCAGCUGCAAUGUGAUAAACCAGAUUUGGGUCACCAGUUAAUUUGCUGCCUCUGUAAAAAAGAAUUUCAUUCCAGGCGCAGUGUACGCCGGCAUAUUAGAAAAGUACACAAGAAGAAGAUGGAGGAACUGAAGAAAUUUAUUGAAAUUAAGAGGCGGCCAAAUCAGACAUCUGGAAGGGGGCGCAAUAAGAACAUUCUUGUAACAUUGGGUAGGAGCUGUCCUGUAUGCUAUAAAUCCUUUGCUACAAAAGCCAAUGUAAGGAGGCAUUUUGAUGAAGUUCACAGGGGACUGAGGAGGGAUUCCAUCACUCCUGACAUAGCUACAAAGCCUGGGGAACCUUUGUCCUUGGAAUCGGCUAAAAAAUCUGUUAAGACCCGAAAACAAAAGUCCCUUAAGGCUGAAUACAACUUAACCACCUGCAAAUGCCUCUUGUGCAAGAGGAAAUACAGUUCGCAGGUAAUGCUCAAAAGGCAUAUGCAGAUUGUUCACAAGAUAACCCUUUCGGCAAAAAAUGCUAAAAGAGAGAAGAAGCCCAAUAACGCAGUUAGCACAGACGUGAAAGAGAAAACGGAACCAGCAGAAUCUACGGAAUCAGUGCCUCCCAUCAUCAGCUCCCCGCAGAGUGAAACAAAGGGAACAAAUCAUUCGAAUGAAAGGAAGAAUGCAUCUUCAUCGACUGAGAAAAAGAAUGCCUCGUCAUCCGCCGAACGAAAGAAUGCAUCAUCUGCUGAACGAAGGAAUGCAUCAGCUGCUGAACGGAAGAAUGUAUCAUCCACUGAACGAAAGAAUGCAUCAUCUGCUGAACGAAAGAAUGUAUCAUCCACUGAACGAAAGAAUGCAUCAUCUGCUGAACGAAAGAAUGCAUCAUCCACUGAACGAAAGAAUGCAUCGUCCGCUGAACGAAAGAAUGCAUCGUCCGCUGAACGAAAGAAUGCAUCGUCCGCUGAACGAAAGAAUGCAUCGUCCGCUGAACGAAAGAAUGCAUCGUCCGCUGAACGAAAGAAUGCAUUCGCUGAACGAAAGAAUGCAUCAACCGCUGAACGAAAGAAUGCAUCAUCCGCUGAACGAAAGAAUGCAUCGUCUGCUGAACGGAAGAAUGCAUCAUCUGCUGAACGGAAGAAUGCAUCUUCUUCCACUGAAAGGAAGAACGCACCACCCACAAAGAAAAUUAAAGUUAAGCCGAGCUCUGAAAAUUCUAAGUCAAGUAAUCAGUCCAUUGCAAGUGGUCUCCGAAAGCCCAGGAAGCCGAGACUUUCCGUUGGCUUUGACUUUAAAAAGCUUUACUGCAAGCUCUGCAAACGCCAAUUUACGUCCAAGCAAAAUCUAACGAAGCACAUCGAGUUGCACACGGACGGAAAUAACAUUUUUGUGAAAUUCUACCGGUGCCCGCUCUGCCCUUACGAAACCCGCCGGAAGCGCGACGUGAUCAGACAUAUAACCGUCGUGCACAAAAAGUCUUCGCGCUACCUUGGCAAGAUAACGGCGAGCUUAGAAAUCAGAGCGGUGAAAAAACCCAUUGACUGCGUUUUAAACAAGGUGACGAGAAGAGGCGCUCCGAGGGAUGAAGGUAAGCAAAAUGGCGCAAAGCCGGAUGUCACCUCUAACUCGCCGAGCAAGAAGUACGAAGGGGCUGAUGUGGGCAUUGAAGUGAAAGUCACAAAGAAUUUCUCUCUGCACAGAUGCAAUAAAUGCGGGAAAGCGUUUGCCAAAAAGACUUUCCUAGAGCAUCACAAGAAGACUCAUAAGGCAAAUGCAUCCCAUUCGCCCGAAGAAAACAAUACAACCAAAGGCAGAAGCACAAGAUCUAAAGCUCUUGUCUGCUGAGGAACAACUAGUGCCUUGCAAAACGUUUGCCUGAAUUUCCCACUGGUGUUUCUAGCUCAGACUCUGACGCUGUAGAACAUAUUGCAUUUAUUCUCCUCAGCCACGUAUUUAUAGGAUUCAAGAUGAAUUUGUCUUUAUUCAAGAAAGUGAAGCUAGCACAGUUGUACAUGGUCGGUUCCUGAAAGUUUAAUACUAUUCUGUAACAAGUUGUUUGGGGCAUAAUGUUUAGCGGUAGGGACCGUAGUUCCAAAGGUUUUUUUAAAAUUAACUUUGCACUUCGUUGGUACUGACCAGGUAGAGGAAAGCCUUUGAUAGGCUUGAAAUAGCCUGUUAGUGCUGUGUUUCCCUGUGGUUUUAGUCCGUUAGCAAAUAUUUCUGGCAUAUAGAGUUUUUGCAUAAAUGCUAGCAUACUUAAGAUGAGCAUAAAUUUAGGGUAUAUAGCUCUAUAUAGCUCUAUAGUUUAGAGUCAACACUUUUGCGUUAAAAUUCCGUUUCUCUGUUUGACACAAGAUGUCCAUUCCUCUUAGAGAAACUAAAAUCUCAGUUUUUUCCUGAGCUAGAAUUUUGGGACCUGGACCUUUGUAGCUAGCAUUUUAACCAUAACGUUUGUUUCCACAUACCCUGUUUAGACACCUGCGGGUGGGGAUAUUGGAUAUUCUACAGUUCAGUGGCAAUUUUACAUGACAUACAGAACAACAGUCUUAACUAGCUUCAGUUGAAAUGUUGUUGGGCAACCAACCACCGAGGAGAGAAUAGUUUGGUGGGGUUUUUUAAUUACUACUUUAUACGAAAGAUUAUUAAUCUCUAACAGAUGUUUAUUAAGAGUAUAUCUAUGUUGAUAAUUCAGAUCCAAAGUUCCCAUUAGGUGAAGGUAUCUUUCCAGAGUUAAACCACUUGUGGAUUCUGGUUUUAAUGUGAAAAGGUUAUAUGUAGACAAGCUUCCAGAUAUUUGGGAGCUACCUUCAGGUUGCUGGGGGGAAGUUGGUGGGUUUUUUCAUUUUGUCUUUUAAAGGCUAAAUAAUAAAGAUAUGGGUUAUUCUUACCAAAACCACAGUCAGCUUAUUGGACACAGAAAGUGCUUCUGGCUUUUGUGUGGAAAAUGUUCAUGCUGCCUACAAGUAAAGCCCCCCUUUUUAAAGUUGGCUAAAUAUUAUAUUGAUAUAUGUAUUUCUCCUUAACAUGAGAUGAUGUGUGGUAAAAUUUGGAAUUAGAACCACUAAUAUCUUGAAAUAGUUCUAUGAGAAGAAAUAUUUUUAUAAGCUAUUUUCUUAGUAAAUGUAUUGAUUGUUCCUAAAAGGUAACGUCUUGUUUGAGUUUUUCAAGAGCGAUUAAACUCCAUUAAAAAUAGCCCUUUGAAUUAAUAGCCAGCUUUCUUAUUUCAUGUGUGCAGUAGUGCUGGUAACAGAAAAAUGAACAUUUUAAAAGGGAAAUUUUGCAAACCAUUUUUGAAGCCCUAUUCUUUUUAAGGACGUUAUUCUUUUCUUUUUAAGGACGUUAUCAACUUGGAGCAUGCGUUCCAGACUUGGCCCUUACUUAAUUCUAAUUUUGCUGAACAGAUUUUACGUCCAUUGUGAUAUACUACUAAGCAAACACUUGUUGUGUGAUGUACUUUAAAAAUAUUUUUUUACAGAUGAAUGUAUAUGAGCAGUUUCUUAGCGUAAUUUGAAUGAACUGCAAUUUGAAUUGUAAUUUUUUUAGCAUUGGCGCUAAUUUCAAUUCAUGGUUCAAUACUUUUCUGGGAGUAUUAAGUUUGACUGUACUGAACUUGCUGCAAAAAAAAUAUGUAUAGUAAUUUUGCAUGGUUAGCAUAUUGGUCAGUCUUUCAUAUGGAAGUUUACAAGUGACCCACAUUCCCCUAUUUUAAUUGUUGUUUUUUAAAAAAAGAUUAUACACAAGCACUUUAAUAGAUGCAGUUUAAAAUUUUAGUUAUUUUUUAAAACACAGUACACUAAUGUUCAUGUGAAGAUAGUAGAUGGGUUUUGUAGACAAUUCAUAUACAACCAUAGUUCCUUAAAUAUUGUUUAAACGGAAGAUAGUGGAAGGACUUUUUUUCUUUCUCUCUUUUUGCCCACAAGAUGUUGAAUGACCACUGUAGAUGGCACUUGACUUUCACUGUAAAGUUUAUGAAAUUCUUGCUUCCUGUCUUAUUUUAUAAUCGAUUCUAUAGCAAAACAUUAGUAUACCUACCAUUAUGAAAUUUUUGGCAGGUUUCUGCGCUUUCUUAAUUUUUAGAAAAUGUUUAGUGAUUUGUGUCAAAUUGCCAUAGUUUAAAAGAUGAUGGGUUAGAUCCAGAGGACCUGUGAACAGGAUCCCGCUCACAGGACCCUCCUACUGGAGGAAGGCUAAUGAAGCCAUUUUCACUGAUUCCUCCUUCUCCCACCUCCAGAGCAGUGUGAGGUGUGACAUGGAGGGCUAGAGAGGAAAGAGGAAGUGGCAAAAACCACCUCGCUUCACCUUCCUCCCGUAAGAGCUUCUGCUGGUUCUUGGUCCCUUCUGUUCACGGAAGGGACUCUCUCUGGAUCCAACCCGAUGUACAAAUGAAGAAAUGCCAUUUUUAAAAUAUUGGUCGACUCCCUUGCUUAGGGAAUGCCUUGUGUCCAUAUAUACUUUUUUGUAUAAAAUAUAUCUAAAAAUGUUCAUCAUAAAUAAAUAAAAAAUAUUCUUUUAUGGAUAGGUAAGUGUUUGGCCUUUUAGUGCUUUGCACUAAAAAAACAAAACUGUGAAUGGGAAAUAGACUGUAACUGUUGCUGGAAAUGUUCUAUGUUUGAAUACACUUGCUUCUUGGAGAAAUGUACUUUAUUUGGAAAUAAAGCAGACUGGAAGUUAUUUGAGGUAAAUGUA